UGUUUCUGGCCGCGUGUUUGCGUUUUACGCAGAAUAGCCGUAGCGCCGUCAGCGGGCGCUGUUUUACUCACCGACGGCGCAACGUCACUAUGAAACCAUAACGUCACCACUCCUCGAUCAGAGAGCGGGCGAUUUGAACUGCACUAGAGGUACGCGGACGCUUCAGAACGCAUUUUCUCAUAAGUCUCGCCUUCGCAUAAAACAAGCGUUUCCAGGUUUCUGGGAUGGUAUUUCAAUAGUUCAAGUUGACUCAAUCUUAACCUUUAGUGUCCCUUUAAAAGCGUCCUCCAAAUUUUUUUUGAAAGACGGAGUCUUUCUUGGCGAAUUACCCCCCCCCCCCCUUUUUUUUUUUAUUGUGAUGUAUGCGUGGUUUCUAAGCUCUUUCGUGGACCCUUCCCGGAUAUAGUGCAGCCCAACUGUAAGUGCCACUGGGGUCACUAGGUAUGGGCCACAGGGUAUGUGCCCCGGUGGUCACUGGGUACGUGGUGACUACGAUGGUGAUGUCGUUGAUUACUGAUGGUGAUCAAGAUGAUGGUAAUGAUGAUAACUGACGAAAAUAUUUGCAAGGCGAUUUAACGUAUAGUUGACGUCGAUUAAACGUCGCCACUUCGGUGCGGCUCUCAAAAUAAAUUGUACGGUUCGUGCAUCCCAUUCUUAUUUGCACCUUGGUCAGGAAGACUGUCUUUCAUCGACUUCAGCUAUAGAUUAAAUCGCCUUCCAAGAUAUUUCGUUUCCUUUUCCUUUUUUUUCUUUUUUAAUCCCGUGUUAUACGUUUUAUAACAAGAUGCGUUCAGAGCGUGACACAGAGCUAUGCGUUCCUAUGAACGGCCUUCCCCUCCUGACAGCGCCCUGAGCAAGGCGUCGCUACUGCACGCCUGCCAGUAUCAGGAUGACGACGGUCGCUUCUGCAACCCCAAGUGGGUGGACCUCAACAGCCGCGGCGAGUACCGGCCCUCGUACAACAUCUCUCCCCGGAACUACCACCCGGUGAUGCUGAGCAGCGUCCACGUCCCCAAGAGCGCCAGGGGCCGCACGGGCCACCGGAUCAUGAUGAGUCCCAUGCGCUGGGGACUCGUCCCUUCCUGGUUCUCUGGCGAGCCGCAGAACUUCAUCUUCAACACGGUCAACUGCCGCCUAGAGAGCUGCAUGGACCGGCGCAGCUUCAAGGGUGCCAUCGCCGCCGAGAGGCGCUGCGUGGUCGUCGCCGAAGGGUUUUUCGAGUGGAAGAACGAGACGAACGGCAACAAGCAGCCGUACUACGUGUACUUCAAGCAGCCCCGGGGCGUCGACAUGGCGGCGCGCGAAUGGGAUGGAGUGACCGACGCUCACCAGCUCAUGCACAACGGCCACUGGAUCGGGCCGCGCUUGCUCACCAUGGCGGGCAUCUUCGACGUGUCCACCUCCAAGGAUGUCCUGUACAGCUACAGCAUUCUGACCAUGGACGCUCCACGCUAUCUGCAGUGGCUUCACAACCGUGUGCCCGUCAUCCUGGACGGUGAAGAGGCAGUGGCGUCAUGGUUGGACCCCAACUACACCUUCGAAGAGCUGACGUACUCCGUGCGGUGCCCGCCCAACCUGGUGUGCCAUCCGGUCUCCCCCACUGUGUCCAAGGUGACCAACAACACCGUCGCGUGUGUGCUCCCUUACCACACUGAAGAGCACAAGGGAAACAACGUGGUGGCCAGGCCCAAGAAGCGUGCCUCCAAAUCGCCCUCCAAGCCCGUCAAGAAGGCUCACAGGAGCCGCUCCCGGUCAUCCGCGAUGUCGGCCAGCUACCGCUCCUCGUCGUCGAGCACCCGCUCCCACCGCCGCUCCCGCUCCAGGGCGGCGACGCGGAAGCGCUCCAAGACGCGCCACCGCACAGCUUCCGACUCCUCGGAGCGACGCCAACGCAAGCACUCGCACAAACGCAGCGACUCCCGUCGCCAUGGCCGCUCGUACUGAGAGGCGUCCGUUAGCCCCGUACGCGGCCCGGGAUGAGGCGCUCGCUAUUGGUCGGUAGCGCUGAGCGGUGCUGUCAGGUGACCCCGCGCCACGGAAUGGCGGCCUGUCGAGCACUUGGGCUCCAACGUCUUCGGCCGUGCCGGCGAGGACUCGGAGAAACUCGACGAAAUCGGAUUGACUUUAAACAUUGUCGUGGCGGGGCACAAAUAAAUUCUGAACACAGCCGACUAUAAAGCUGAGCUGAUAUUCCCGAAAAUCUUUUAAA
Messenger RNA from Dermacentor andersoni, 2209 nucleotides. RefSeq names its product abasic site processing protein HMCES-like. Gene Ontology annotation, molecular function: single-stranded DNA binding. Gene Ontology annotation, biological process: protein-DNA covalent cross-linking repair. The record is from RefSeq and is a predicted model, not a curated record. NCBI's taxonomy places the organism in Eukaryota, Metazoa, Arthropoda, Arachnida, Ixodida, Ixodidae.